Monopterus albus (swamp eel) is the source of this 3166-nucleotide messenger RNA. It is a transcript of the gene gpbp1l1, whose product is annotated as GC-rich promoter binding protein 1-like 1. Gene Ontology annotation, biological process: DNA-templated transcription; positive regulation of DNA-templated transcription. Lineage: Eukaryota; Metazoa; Chordata; Actinopteri; Synbranchiformes; Synbranchidae. Gene Ontology annotation, molecular function: RNA binding; DNA binding. The transcript has 12 exons. The record is from RefSeq and is a predicted model, not a curated record. The coding region runs from base 1637 to 3115 and encodes 492 amino acids. Gene Ontology annotation, cellular component: nucleus.
GUCUUGAAUGUAGCACCACUGAGGCUGUUCGAAUCCCUCAAUGCCAGCGCCAGUGGUAAGCGCUUCGAAAACCCAAACAAACGUCAGUAGCUGUGCUAUCUAAGAGGUUUAUAGUUGUGAAAAAGUUUGAUCUCGUUAGUGUUUUCAGGUUUUGUGUACAUUUGAAACCGUAUCCAUCGGAGGCUAUCUUGCUCAUGAGAAGGUCCACUCUGUUCCUGUGCCAAUACCACCAAACCUCAGCAAGAAAACUGAAAACUGCACUGGAACUUCCUGUGUGAGAGAAAACUCAUUCAAGAAGGAAAGGAAGGAUCCACUUGACAGACUUUGGGCACAUGCUGUUUUACAGCCUUCAUUUUUUUUCCCUUUCCCAAGCAAAGCAAGUUGAUUGACCUGUCUCAAGGGAUCUUUUUUUUGGACACAUUUAAUUGUUAUGCAUCAUAUGAUAUGAAGAUCUUUUGACUUGUGGAAGAUUUUUGUUUAGCUUUUGAGCUUGCAGAUCUAUGAAAUCAGAGCUGUACCCUACAUCUGGUUCGGUCCGCCAACAGCAGAUAAUUAAAUGGGCAUCUUACAAAUGUGAUACUAAAACGUAUAAAGAUUAAAACAGCAUUAUAAUGCAUCAUCCACCAGCAUUUCUGUUUCACUAACCAAAACGGAAAAUGAUGGCAAUGUAACAUAGGGUUUUACUUCCUUCGUUGUCAUGUGACUUUGAUCCUUUGAGCAUUAUUUUCUUCAAACUCAGUCUUUUUCACCAGUUUAAUGAGGUGAGCAGUGGUUUUCAGUGACUUCCAUUGCCAAUAAGACUGUCUCUGAAGACUUUUUUUUUUUUUUUUUCUUUUUUUUUUUUUAUACUACAUGUAUUUCAGUAGAUCCUAAAAUGACCCGGUAAAAGGUGUGGCAACACAAAAAGAUUCUGGCACACAGUGUGGCAGGAUAACACCUGUCACUUUACCCUCCAUCUGGUGUCGAAGUGGAACUGCUGUAUGAACUGCUGUUUAUGUUUCAGGGCAGACGACUUUCACAGACUGCUUCCUUGUAUUAAUAGAGACAACGUGGCUCAUCUUCACCAUUGGGACAUAUCACCUGUCAAAUCAAUUCAUUUUGCCAGUCUGUAUAAAGUCCAGUCAGGUUCUGAAUAUUACUCCUGAUAAUAAGAGCAAAUGUUUCAAAUAAAUUAGUGAGGAAUUCAGUCUGCCUGGAGAAAACGUUACCUGGAGUGGAAACCGUAGGGCUCAGAAUUAAUAAGAGACGUGACCAGCUUGGGAGCUGCUGUUUCAAGAGGGAAAAUUGGUCUCUCAUAGACCUCUGUGCUUCUGCUUUAAUAUCUACUUCCUGCUAGACCAGUUCCCUGGAUCACCAUUCCAGAUCGUUCCUGCAACCAUUUGACCCGUCUCACCCUGGACGAAGGGAUCUGCCUCUGGGGAAAGGGGCUGUGCUGUCCUGGUGGAGGUGGAGAGGGGGUUAUCAGUGUGCUGCUCCCCUUCUGUCAGUGCACACACACUGUGAUCAGCGCCAACAGGCCUGAGGAACAGAGCCCAGCCGGACCAAAAGGAGGCAGAGGACUUCAGAGCCACAGACUCUGGGAUCCUGGCCAUGAGGUUUGAUGCCUCAAUCCACUGACCGGAAACACUGGACCUAAAUGGCGCAGCAUGACUUUGUCCCUGCCUGGCUUAAAAUCCCACCCCAGCCCGCCAAGUCCCCUGCUGCCAACCUUGACAAACAAGGCGAGCCCCACCACCACAGAGACAGCAGAACCGCUGUGAGUCACAACUCGUCUGAUGGCUUCUUUAAUAACGGCUCCCUGCGCGCUCCAGCAGGUGACGGAUGGCAGCAACCCUCUCUGCUUCUGAGGCAUGACUCGGUGGACUCGGGGGUGACCAAAGGAGGACAUGGUGGACUGGCAGGGGGCUCGUGUUGGAAGGAAACACCCAGCUGGCAUGGAGCCCCGCGGGGUGCCCAGGAUGGCCACCACCACCAGGGACGCCACCCCAAACGGGGAGGAGGCGACAGGGACAGGCAGGGGGCCCACCGGCAGCGCAAUGGCAACUUCCAUCCCCGUAAGGGUGCCUCGUACCAGGACAAGUUCCCCAACGAGGAACGCAAAGACAGCAAGGACGACAAGCUGAAGUUUGUGGAGGAGGACUUUCCUUCCCUCAACCCUGAAACAACUGGAAAGCCUGGGACUCCGAUGCGAGCAGUGGCUCCCCAUGCUGGAGUGUGGGAAAACCCCCCUAGUGGCAAACAGAUGGUGUCCAAAAUGCUGGUUAUCAAGAAGGUUUCCAAAGAGGACCCCAGCACAGCUUUCUCUGCGGGCUUUGCCACUGCCGGUGCCCUGCCCACCAACGGCAGCAAAGCUCCCAUUGCAGGUUCCAGCGUCUACAAGAACCUGGUCCCAAAACCUGCUGUGGCCCCAUCCAAAAACACCCAGUGGAAAUCCGGUGGUAGAGAGGUAACCAAGUCCGGCCUCCACAUGCCAGGCCGAGAUUCAGUCUUCACCAGCCCCAUCUCUGCAGCCAAACCCAGCACCUCAGUCAGUGCACCACAGCACAACGCCUCGAAAGAGCACCCUUCCAGCACGACUCCUCCCAUAGACAUUGCGCCGUCGAGGCUGAAGCUGAUGCGCCGUGGUCCGGACCGUAAGAGUGAGUUCUUGCGAGCUCUGAAGGACGAGGGCACCGGAGAGCUGACGACGAGCAGCAGCCCAGGAACAUCAGGAGAGGGUGAAAGCAGCACCCCAGAACCCAAAGCCUACACUGAGGAAGUCUGCCAUGAGAAUGGUCUCUCCUACUCCCUUAGUGACUCCGACACUGAACACCUGUCCAGCUCCCUGGAGGCAGAGCACAGGUUGCUGAAGGCCAUGGGCUGGCAGGAGUACCCAGAAAAUGAUGACAACUUCCUGCCUUUGACGGAGGACGAGCUGAGAGAGUUCCAGACUAAAACUGAACAGCUGAAGAGGAAUGGCAUACAGAGGAAUGGGGUUCUCGUAAGGGCACGGGGUGUGACCCUCCAUUUCACCCCCUGGAGGAGUGUGACAGAGACACACGUUGAGGAGGGCUCCGAAUCCGAAACCAGUAGCAGCAGCCAGACCUCUGACGAUGACGACUGCAUCAAAUCCUAACGUGUCUUUAUGGAACAAAAACAAAACAAAACAACAAAAAAAAACAAAACA